AUGAGAUUGGUUGAUAUUUUACUUGUACUGACUGCGGCAGCAACUGCUAAUGCAAUAUUGACACCGACUGAUAACGAUGGCUCACUCCAAGCAUCAGGCACUUCCAGUCAAGUGUCUGGCCCAACCAAUGAACCUAAUACAGGCACUUCCGACAAAGACUGGCAAGAAAUGAUGGAUGCAGUUAAUUUAAGCAUUCUUGAUGAAGACUGGAAAUACCUAUUUGAUCCGAUUGAUCCAAACACUUCCAAUAAAGACUGGCAAAAUAUAGUAGAUCAACCCAGUCCAAGUACUUCCAGCCAAGUAUCUGGUACAGCUGAUAGACCCGAUUCAAAUAUUCCUAAAGACUGGCAUCAACCAAUGGAUCAACACAGUCCGAGCACUCCCAAGCGAGGUCGAAAACGGCCAAUUGAUGAACCCGGUUCAAGUAUUUCCAAACAAGACCAACAACAAUCGAUGAAUCAACCCGGUCCGAGUGCUUCCAAACAAAGUCGGAAACAAUCAGUUGAUGGACCCGGUUUAUACAUCCCUGACAAAGACUGGCAACACCUAAUAGAUGAAGUCAAUUCAAACACUUUUGAAGACUGGAAAGAACUGUUUGAUAUAGCUGGUUUAAAUACUCCCAGUCAAGUUUCUGACCCAAUUGAUCAAGUCGGUCCAAACACUUUUGACAAAUACCAACAACAACCAGCUGAUCAACCCAGUUCAAGUAUUCCCAACCAAACUCAGCAACACCUAAUGGAUGCAACUGAUUUAAAUAUUCCCAACCAAGACCAGCAACAGCCGAUUGAUGAGCCCAGUCCAAGCACUCCAAAACGAAGUCGAAAACGGCCAGCUGAUCAGAGCAGUUCAGGCACUCCAAAACGAAGUCGGAAACGGCCAGCUGAUCAGAGCAGUUCAGGCACUCCAAAACGAAGUCGAAAACGGCCAGCUGAUCAGAGCAGUUCAGGUACUCCAAAACGAAGUCGAAAACGGCCAGCUGAUCAGAGCAGUUCAGGCACUCCAAAACGAAGUCGAAAACGGCCAAUAGAUGUAACUGUUCCAAGCACUUCCGGUCAACACCAACAACAACCAAUGGAACAAGGCGAGUCGGGCAAUACUGUUCCAAAUCAAGUGACUGUAUUAAACGAACAGGAUCAGAGAAGAUUUAAUCGUAUAAAGAAGAGGCUUGAGUUGUCUAAAAAGAUUGUAAAAGAAAAACACGAAGAAUAUCGUGUAUGUGCAAUCAUUGGAUUGGAACACAAGCUAGUAUUAGCAAUGGGAGAAGAAAUAUCUGAACCAAGGCACAAUCCGGAAACUGAAAAGCGAUUGAAACAAGAGUAUAUAAUGGCAAGGAGAAAAAUAUACAGUGCCAGACAAGAAUUGAAAAGGUUUAUGAAAAGACGUGGUUUAGAAUUUGAAGAGCUGGAAUCAGAUUCAGAUUCAGAUUGA
Batrachochytrium dendrobatidis JAM81 is the source of this 1428-nucleotide messenger RNA. RefSeq lists its product as uncharacterized. The transcript has a single exon. NCBI's taxonomy places the organism in Eukaryota, Fungi, Chytridiomycota, Chytridiomycetes, Rhizophydiales. Bases 1 to 1428 code for a protein of 475 amino acids. The record is from RefSeq and is a predicted model, not a curated record.